This is a messenger RNA of Nannospalax galili (Upper Galilee mountains blind mole rat), 3676 nucleotides long. It is a transcript of the gene Ppp4r1, whose product is annotated as protein phosphatase 4 regulatory subunit 1. Gene Ontology annotation, molecular function: protein phosphatase regulator activity; protein binding. Gene Ontology annotation, biological process: protein dephosphorylation. The record is from RefSeq and is a predicted model, not a curated record. NCBI's taxonomy places the organism in Eukaryota, Metazoa, Chordata, Mammalia, Rodentia, Spalacidae.
ACCUCUCACUGCUCCAGGAGGACCUGCCUGAGGACGCGGACGGACCCCUGGACUUCGUCUCACAAGAUGAAAUGUUGACACCACUGGGGAGACUGGACAAGUAUGCUGCAAGUGAGAACGUAUUUAACAGACAAAUGGUGGCCCGGAGUUUGCUGGAUACACUGAGGGAGGUCUGCGAUGAUGAAAGAGAUUGUAUUGCUGUUUUGGAAAGAAUUAGCAGAUUAGCUGAUGAUUCAGAACCAACCGUGAGAGCAGAGCUGAUGGAACAGGUGCCGCAUAUUGCACUGUUUUGUCAAGAAAAUCGGCCUUCGAUACCAUAUGCUUUUUCCAAAUACUUACUACCUAUUGUGGUGAGAUAUCUUGCAGAUCAGAAUAAUCAGGUGAGGAAAACAAGCCAGGCAGCGUUGCUGGCUCUGCUGGAGCAGGAGCUGAUUGAGCGAUUUGAUGUGGAAACAAAAGUGUGUCCCGUCCUCGUAGAGCUGACUGCCCCAGACAGCAAUGAUGAUGUGAAGACAGAAGCAGUGGCUAUAAUGUGCAAGAUGGCUCCCAUGGUUGGAAAGGAUAUUACAGAGCGUCUUAUCCUCCCUAGGUUUUGCGAGAUGUGCUGUGACUGUAGAAUGUUUCAUGUUCGAAAGGUCUGUGCUGCCAAUUUUGGAGACAUUUGCAGUGUAGUUGGCCAGCAAGCUACUGAGGAGAUGUUGUUGCCCAGGUUUUUCCAGCUGUGUUCUGAUAAUGUGUGGGGAGUACGAAAGGCCUGUGCCGAGUGCUUCAUGGCUGUUUCGUGUGCCACGUGUCAAGAAAUCCGACGGACAAAGUUAUCUUCACUAUUUAUUAACUUGAUCAGUGAUCCUUCACGUUGGGUUCGCCAAGCAGCUUUUCAGUCUCUGGGGCCUUUCAUAUCUACUUUUGCUAAUCCAUCUAGCUCAGGCCAGUAUUUUAAAGAUGAAAGCAAAAGUUCAGAAGAUUUAACAGCAGAAGACAAAAAUAGGAUCAAAGAGAAUGACAUCACAGAAGAAGGGCAGAUCAGACAGGAGGAUGUUCCUUCAGACCUCUGUGUCCCUCAUUCCAGUGCCAGACUGGAAAUCACAGCUCAAGACUGUGCUGCUGCGACAUCUGGGAACUCUCCAGGUGACCUGAGUGUUCCUGUGGACAACUCCUUCCUCUGUACUUUGUCCUCAGAGUCUCCUCAGGAAGCAGCUAGUGAUGAGAAUGAUAAAAAGCCUGCUAACUACAAAUCUGCAUUCCGACCAGAGCUUGGCACCAGCUCCUCAGAUUCCACUCUUUUAGAUCAGGAACUGUUCAACUCCUUCCAUUUCUGGAGGACUCCACUUCCCGAAAUAGAUCUUGAUAUAGAGCUUGAACAGUACUCUGGGGAGAAACUCAGCCCAGAGGGACCAGGAGAAGCUCCUGGAGUCCCUGUGCCAAGUUUUCCUAAUAUCACCAUGGCCACCCGGAAGGAACUGGAAGAAAUGAUAGAGAACCUAGAGCCACACAUUGAUGACCCAGAUGUUAAAGCACAGGUGGAGGUGCUGUCAGCUGCGCUGCGUGCUUCCAGCCUGGAUGCACACGAAGAGGCCAGCAGCAUACAGCAGCAGAGUGAGCUGCAAGAUGAGCUGGGUAUAAAUGAGCCACCAGAUUGUAACAAUCAAGAAGAUGCUGUGCCUUUGAUCAGCACUGCUAUUGAGAAUAUGAAUGCCACUCCUCACUAUGUCCACGGAGACGCGGAUGUGAGCACUGGAGUCGCAGAUAUGAGCACCAGUGGUGCCUUCAGCCCUGAUGAGGAGAGGAGACCUAAGGUGCAAGAUGUCGUACCACAAGCUUUAUUAGAUCAGUACCUGUCGAUGACAGAUCCCUCUCGAGCACAGACAGUUGACACUGAAAUUGCUAAGCACUGUGCAUACAGCCUGCCCGGUGUGGCUCUGACACUCGGCAGGCAGAAUUGGCACUGCCUGAGAGAGACUUAUGAGACUCUGGCAUCAGACAUGCAGUGGAAAGUUCGAAGAACUUUGGCAUUCUCCAUCCAUGAGCUUGCAGUUAUUCUUGGAGAUCAGUUGACAGCUGCAGAUCUGGUUCCAAUUUUUAAUGGAUUUUUAAAAGACCUGGAUGAAGUCAGGAUAGGUGUUCUUAAACACUUGCAUGAUUUUCUAAAGCUUCUUCAUAUUGACAAAAGAAGAGAAUAUCUUUAUCAACUUCAGGAGUUUUUGGUGACAGAUAAUAGUAGAAAUUGGCGCUUUCGAGCUGAACUAGCUGAACAGCUGAUUUUACUUCUAGAAUUAUAUAGUCCCAGAGAUGUUUAUGAUUAUUUACGUCCCAUUGCUCUGAACCUGUGUGCAGACAAAGUUUCCUCUGUUCGUUGGAUUUCCUACAAGUUGGUCAGCGAAAUGGUGAAGAAGCUUCACACAGCAACACCCCCGACCUUUGGAGUAGACCUCAUCAAUGAGCUAGUGGAGAACUUUGGCAGGUGUCCCAAGUGGUCUGGUCGGCAAGCCUUUGUCUUCGUCUGCCAGACUGUCAUUGAGGACGACUGCCUCCCCAUGGACCAGUUUGCUGUGCAUCUGAUGCCACAUUUGCUGACCUUGGCAAAUGACAGAGUACCAAACGUUAGAGUGCUGCUUGCAAAAACAUUAAGACAAACUCUACUAGAAAAAGAAUACUUCUUAGCCUCUGCUAGCUGUCAUCAGGAGGCAGUGGAACAGACCAUCAUGGCCCUUCAGAUGGAUCGAGACAGUGACGUCAAGUAUUUUGCAAGCAUCCACCCCUCCAGUACCAAAAUCUCUGAAGAUGCAAUGAGCACUGCUUCCUCAACCUAUUAGAAAACCCGAACCGUGGUGUCCUUCCUGCUUCCACAAGAGCCAAGGUUUAAGCGCCCUUCACCAGCCUGGGACAGUUGUCGGGGGGAACCUUCCUCUUGCAGCCUCAGUAACAGGUGCAAGUUUGCUUGCUCCCAAUACCACGGGUUUUAAGAGUCAAGAGAAAGUACAGUAAAACACUAUUAUCUUAUCUUGACUUAAGGGAAAGUAAUUUCUCAGAGGAUUAUAAUUGUCACCAAAGCCUUAACUCGCUUUCAUCUUCCUGACUGAAUGAAACUUGAAUUGUCAGAGCAUUUUCCUUCUGAAAGGAUGAGGUGCCCAGAGACCUGCAUUGCUUUCUCCUCGUUUUAUUUAACGACUGAUAAAUGACAUUCUUUUGGCCAGAAGGCGGCUAUGCACCGGAUAUGAAAGACCUUCAGUAUUAGCCUAAGCAUUUCUUCCAGGCGCAGAGCCUGUUCAGCUCCAUGGCCAUGCAGCCCAGCCCUAAGUGUGAAUAGUUCUUGGCGUGUAUAAGUGGAAAAGGAGAUUUUUUUUUUCUCCUAAGGGCUUGAUGUUAACACUAAAAUAGAAUCUGAUUUUAACUCCUAAAUGCAGCAUAUUGCUGUACACAUUUACAGAAUGUUUGCUGAAUAUCUCUCUCCUGAUUUUUUUCAUGCUGGUCAUGACCUGAAGGAAAUUUCUUAGCACGAAUAUUGUAUGUCAGGUGUUUUUAACUUGAUCAUGGUCAGCUCUGAGGUGCAACUUUUAAUCCCAUGCUGUACAUACCUGUGACCACUCUGGGAGUGUGCAGUCUUUAAUCAUGUUGUUAGAACUGUCGUGGCACAAGUUCUCUUGUCCAAAUAAAAUUUAUUAAUAAGAUCUAUAAA